CGCCACUGUAAUUACCGCUCGCCAGCUGAAUAGGAACCAAAGCGGCUUCCAUGGGACCACAGCCUAUUGGGAAAUGGCAUGAGCAUGCAAAUUUCACCAUUGCAAUUGAGGUGUCUGUUUCAUUUUUUGAGAAGGCAAAUUAAGUCUUUGCUUUAGAGAGAGUCCAAGUAGGAUCUGUUACUUAUAUGGGCUGAUCACAAGAGAGAGGAGAAGAGGAGGAGCAGACAUAAUGGAGAAUUCGACUGAUUUGCAGAAGCUUCCCAUUGACAUCACUUUUUCCAGGCUUGGGGAGUGGCUGGUUGAUCGGAAAAGAAUUCCGGCGGACUGGCGGAAGAGGUUGAACUCGUUGAGGGGGCGCAUUACAUCAGCCUUUCAGUCAUUGCCUAAGGAUUUGGAUCCUUGGUUCCAAACAUUAUCUCCGGAGUCUAUUGGCUACUUGGAGGCAAAGCACGUUUGUGGUAUCUUAUUAGAAUCAACUCCUGAAGUUCGGAACAUAUUUGGUCGGCUUUCAGGAGCUGCAGGAGAAUGGGAUGUAAUUGUUCGAGCAUUUGAGAAAGACUAUAUUUAUCUCGGGGAAUCUGCACAAAUUAUAGUUCAAAAUGUCAACUAUGAACUUCCAUAUGAAAAAAAACAUAUUCAGAAAAUUCAGCAACAGCUAGCAGACCUGGAACGAAAAGAAGCAGAGCUAAAAAGGAGUGCGGACAUUUCAGCAAUAAAGUACCAGGAAGCUUGCCAGGAGCUGGGACUGCAGGGGAAUAACAUCAGGUUAGAACUCCUGGAGAUGGCCAAAACACUCCCAUUGACAUUUGGUGAGAUUGUGGAAAUUCUCUCUGGUGACACUAUUAAGCAAGCAUUAGAAUACUAUCAUGCAUUUGUCAAACAUGGACAUACAGAAAAAGGGAAAGAUCCCGACAAUGUGCUUGCAAGUCUAAGAGAUAUUCAUGCUGGCCUUUCAGUUCUUGAUGUUUCUGCCAGUCACGAGGUUUCAGCUUCCAAGGUUCUGUCAUCUAACACAAAUUUUAAUUUCUAUGAGAAACUGAACACGGCAUCUGAGAAAGAGAUAUCUUCGAAUGAGAUUGAUUGGAAUGUAAAUACAGCAGUGGAUGAGAUGGCUGAAAUUGAUUGGGAAAUUGAGCCUGUGGAGCAAACCGAGACAUCUGAAAAUGGCAUAAUGCAAGAGGAUGUGCAUCCGCACACUGAAAAUGUAGAUUUUGUAUCACUGGAAAAUGAUCUAAAUGAUAAAUCUCAGUCUUUGGAUUCUAAGGAUGGUGAGAUUGAGUGGAAUAUAGAAAAUACUGAAGCAUCUGAAGCUGUUCAAUCAGAAAUCUGCUGGGAUAUUAGUAUAGAAGAUAUUUCAGGAGAUGUACGUGAAAUGUCCUUUGAAGUGGAUUCACCUGCAAACCAUUUUGACAAUGGAGGGGCUGAAAAUGGAAUGCACCCAAAUAGCCGUUUCUUGGAGACAGAAUAUAGGAAUAAGCUUCUUGAUGAUUUGUUUGAGUUGAAAGCAUUUUUGAAUAUAAGUAUACUGGAGAUGAAAAAUGAAGAAACAUCAUCUUUACAACACCAAGUUCAAGCGGUAGCUCCUUCAGCUUUGCAACAAUAUGGUCAUGAUUCUCUUUGUGCUAUGUUAUCUGAUCUUUCACGGGCCACUUCAUUGCUUACAAAUAGGAAGACCCGUGACUUAAUAAUGAUUCUCAAUUCAAAAAGGUUUUUGGAUAGAUUGGAAUCUUCACUGGUUCAAAAGAAGCAAUAUGAAGUGAAAUUGUUAGAAAGUAUGAAGGAGUUAUCAAAGAGACGAAUGGAACUUCGGGAUCAGUUAUCUUCAUCAUGGUCGAAGCAGGAGGCUGCUAUUUCAAAAACUAAAGAACUCAAAAUACUAUGUGAAAAAGAUAUUUCUACAAUGUUUGAUGGAAGGCCCGUCAAUAUUAUCGGGGAGAUCAACAAUUUCUUAGGUUAAUUGUAAUAGAUUAUAUCAUGUUUGCUUUGCAGAUUGUCAAAUGUAGGAAGUAGGAGGUUAAGGAAUAGUGAUCUUAACCUCCUUAGGUUUGGUAUUCUCCAACUCAAAUAUAUGCCUUCAUGGUUGCCUUUUUAGAUGCAACAUUAAUUGUAAUUUUUGGUUUGCUAGUUUAUUUUUAAAUUUGCUUGAGAGAACUAAAACAUUGAGUGCAAAGUAUUUUUAGGAUAUAAGAUGCCAGUUUUGUUUCCACCA
This is a messenger RNA of Cryptomeria japonica (Japanese cedar), 2209 nucleotides long. RefSeq names its product CDK5RAP3-like protein. Gene Ontology annotation, cellular component: endomembrane system. The record is from RefSeq and is a predicted model, not a curated record. The coding region runs from base 230 to 1957 and encodes 575 amino acids. NCBI's taxonomy places the organism in Eukaryota, Viridiplantae, Streptophyta, Pinopsida, Cupressales, Cupressaceae. Gene Ontology annotation, biological process: regulation of mitotic cell cycle; regulation of cyclin-dependent protein serine/threonine kinase activity. The transcript is spliced from 10 exons.